This is a messenger RNA of Pungitius pungitius (ninespine stickleback), 1647 nucleotides long. RefSeq names its product general transcription factor IIH, polypeptide 4 (gene gtf2h4). The transcript has 14 exons. Gene Ontology annotation, cellular component: transcription factor TFIIH holo complex; transcription factor TFIIH core complex. Gene Ontology annotation, molecular function: double-stranded DNA binding; ATPase activator activity. Gene Ontology annotation, biological process: nucleotide-excision repair. The record is from RefSeq and is a predicted model, not a curated record. Lineage: Eukaryota; Metazoa; Chordata; Actinopteri; Perciformes; Gasterosteidae. The coding region runs from base 135 to 1538 and encodes 467 amino acids.
GGAAGCUCGUAUUAAAGUCACGUGACCUGAAACCAUGGCUCCACCAAGAACGCGAUGUGCAGAAUGAACAACGAUGCUGUUCUUUUGUACUUUCCAAUAGCGAUACUGUGAGGACUACUGCUGCAUUCACGAUAAUGAAGCUUCGCGUCCAGUUGCAGUGUAAGAAUUUGCAUGAAUACCUGAGAGAGCUGAGUCCAGACAUUUUGGAUCGGCUGUACAACCAUCCGGCCACAUGUCUGGCUGUGUACAGGGAACUCCCCUCUCUGGCCAAGAAUUAUGUGAUGCGUAUGCUGUUCCUGGAUCAGCCUCUCCCCCAGGCAGCGCUGGCGUUGUGGGUGAAGGUAGACAGUCAGAAGGAUCAUGAUGAAUGUGUGUCGGUGUUGGCGGGACUCCGCCUCUGGCACAGUCAGCAGCUGCAGGGAGGUCUGCAGGGAUAUAUUUUAAAUCCAGUGUUCAAAGACAACCUGAGGAUUGCUCUGCUGGGCGGGGGCAAAGCCUGGGCAGACGAGGGCAGCACUCUGGGUCCUGACCGCCAUGCACGGGACAUUGAGAGCCUGGACCGCUACGCCAUGGAGCGCUGGGAGGUCAUCCUGCAUUUCAUGGUGGGCUCUCCCUGUGCUGCUGUCAGUCAGGACCUGGCUCAGCUGCUGGUCCAAGCAGGCCUCAUGAAAAGUGAGGCAGGAGAGGCGCCCUACAUCACAUCAGCUGGUUUCCAGUUCCUCCUACUGGACACGGCUUCUCAGCUGUGGUACUUCACCCUGCAGUACCUCAAAACCGCUCAGACCAGAGGGAUGGACCUGGUGGAGAUCUUGUCUUUCUUGUUCCAGCUCAGUUUCUCUACUCUCGGCAGAGAUUACUCCGUGGAGGGCAUGAGCGACUCAUUACUCACCUUCCUGCAGCACCUGCGAGAAUUUGGACUCGUCUUCCAGAGGAAGAGGAAGUCAAGGCGGUACUACCCCACUAGACUAGCCAUAACCCUGGCUGCAGGAGUUACUACCUCCUCCUCCCUCUCCUCCCUCUCCUCCUCCUCCUCCUCCAUCUCUGGAGCUGGAGAUGCAGGCUUCAUCGUGGUAGAAACAAAUUAUCGUAUCUACGCCUACACCGACUCAGAACUUCAGAUCGCUCUGGUGGCUCUCUUCAGUGAAAUGCUGUAUCGCUUCCCCAACGUAGUGGUGGCGCAUGUAACCAGGGAGUCGGUGCAACAGGCCAUUGCCAACGGCAUCACAGCACAACAGAUUAUCCACUUCCUAAGGACCAGAGCUCACCCUAUCAUGCUCAAACAGACUCCAGUGCUGCCUCCAACUAUAACAGAUCAGAUCCAACUGUGGGAGCUCGAGAGAGAUCGGCUGCAGUUCACAGAGGGAGUGCUCUAUAACCAGUUCCUCUCCCAGGCUGACUUCGAGGUACUCCGAGACAGAGCUCAGGGUCUGGGCUGCCUGGUGUGGCAGGACGUGGCUCACAGGGUGAUGGUGGUGUCACCACACGGACACAGUGAGGUCAAGAGGUUCUGGAAACGGCAGAAGACUCCACACACCUAACUACGCUUACUCCACUGAUGUCAGGAUUGUCUUGUAACAAUAGUUCCUUACUGUCAGUGCUGUAUGAACGUGGCAAUGGUAAUUAUUUUUUAUGUUUUAUAAAAUAAAU